CUGGAUAGUCUCGUGUCUGGCAGUAGUUUGAAAGUUAAAGGGUGAAAUCAGGAAAAAAUGCAGUAAUAAAGUGAAGCAAUGGAAUGAAGAGUGAAGAGUGAAGCAAUGGAAAACGAUGUAAAGAGGAAAUGGAAUGGAAAGGUAUGAAUUCCAGCCGUUUCGUUUUCGGAUUAAUCCCAGCCUCGCCGGCACUGCAGGUUCCCACUUCCCACCGAAAUUGCAACACAACAACUAUGCCGUACAAGUUCCGACCACGGUCGGCAAUAGCGUUAUUCAAAUAUCUGUUCAACAUCCACCCCGCAACCUGUCACUGUCACCGCACCAUUCCAAACUCCUCACUUUCCUGCCUUCACAAAUUUAGCGAUAUCCGAAUCCUACACAACCCAAAUUCUGGAGCUUUGGUUAAAGCUAGACCUUCCCAGCUUCUUCAUUUUCUGGGAAUCACUGGAACAACUCGAUUCGUGCAUUCCAUUGCAGACACUGGUGAUGCGGCUGACCAAGCAGCUGUUUUCGUUCAAAAACUUCUAAAAUUUCGUAGGGACAAAUUGGCGGAGGAAAUCGAUCGAGCUCUCGAUCUAUCUGGGUUCGCGUUGAACCAUGAUUCUGUUUUGAAAGUGCUCAGGAGGCAUCGUUCUGAUUGGAGACCCGCAUAUGUGUUCUUCAACUGGGCUUCUAAAGCAGGUGCAAGAAGUGGGUACACUCAUAGUUCUGAUGUUUACAACGAGAUUCUUGACAUUCUUGGGAGGACCAAACGCUUUGAGGAACUGAACCAGGUGUUCGAUGAAAUGUCCAAAAGAAAGGGACUUGUAAAUGAAGUGACAUUUAGAACGUUGCUUUCUAGGCAUGCUGCUGCACAUAGGGUAGAGGAAGCAAUUGAUAUCUUCUACAGGAGGAAGGAGUUCGGAAUGGAGCUUGAUUUGCAGUCUUUUCAGACGCUUUUGAUCCUAUGUAGGCACAAGCACGUGGAAGAUGCGGAGACACUGUUCCGCAAUAAGAUAAACGAGUUUCCCCCAGACAUUAAGACAUGGAAUGUUGUUCUCAAUGGUUGGUGUGUUCUUGGGAAUGUCCAUGAAGCAAAGAGGUUCUGGAAGGACAUAAUGGCAUCUAAAUGCAAGCCGGAUCAUUUCACUUAUGGGACUUUCAUUAAGGCUCUAACAAAGAAGGGGAAACUGGGGACGGCUCUGAAGUUGUUCAGAGGCAUGUGGGAUAAAGGUAUAGUCAAACCAGAUGCCGUGAUAUGCAAUUGCAUCAUUGACGCACUUUGUUUCAAGAAGAGGAUUCCCGAGGCUCUUGAAGUUUUUCAAGACAUGAACAAACGAGGCUGUGUCCCAAACGUGGCAACUUACAAUUGCCUCAUCAAAUACCUGUGUAAGAUAAGGCGUUGGGAAAAGGUUAAUGAAGUAGCGAACGAAAUGUCACAGAAAAGUGGGAGCUGUAUGCCCAAUGCUAUAACUUACAGUUACUUGCUCAGGUCGGUGAAGGGACCAGAGGAAAUUCCAGGGCUUUUGGAGAUGAUGGAGAGUAAUGGAUGCACCAUGAAUGAUGACAUGUACAACCUGGUUUUAAGGUUGUACAUGGGAUGGGAUUCUGAGGUUGGAGUAAGGAAAACAUGGGAAGAAAUGGAAAAUCAUGGGUGGGGACCGGACAGGAGAUCAUAUACAAUCAUGAUUCAUGGUCACUAUGAAAAAGGGAGAACAAAAGAAGCUCUGCGUUAUUUCAAGGAGAUGACAUCAAAGGGAAUGGUGCCGGAACCGAUAACUGAGAAGCUCCUCGAUGCCAUGAACAGUUAAAGAUGAAGCACAGGACAAGGAAACAUAAAAAGGUCUUGGAAAUUCGGAGGUAGAUCUCCAAGUCCUUGGCAAUGCCUCCUUCAACUUGUAAUCAACUUAAGAUAUUUGUAAGUAGUUGAUAAAUUUACGGACAAGAAUGUCAUUGCUUAUUUUAUUAGAAACUAGAAAUGGCAGAGAAGAAUAACCAAUUCACCAUGGCUAACAUCAA
Messenger RNA from Prosopis cineraria, 1998 nucleotides. Its product is annotated as putative pentatricopeptide repeat-containing protein At3g15200. Gene Ontology annotation, molecular function: protein binding. The record is from RefSeq and is a predicted model, not a curated record. Lineage: Eukaryota; Viridiplantae; Streptophyta; Magnoliopsida; Fabales; Fabaceae.